Molecule: messenger RNA, 318 nt
Organism: Trichoderma reesei QM6a
Lineage: Eukaryota; Fungi; Ascomycota; Sordariomycetes; Hypocreales; Hypocreaceae
Exons: 3
Coding region: 1-318 (105 amino acids)
Biological process (GO): ubiquitin-dependent protein catabolic process
Cellular component (GO): elongin complex
Molecular function (GO): protein-macromolecule adaptor activity
Source: RefSeq, a predicted model, not a curated record
AUGGACGACCUCGCGCCCCCCAGCAAAUACGUCACCCUCGUCUCCGGCGACGGAUUCGAGUUUGUCGUGCUGCGCGAGGCUGCCAUGGUGAGCCCCAUCAUCAAGGGCAUGCUGGAUCCGAGGAGUCAGUUCGUCGAGGCUCAGCACGCCCGAUGCGUAUUCCAAGAGAUGAGCGGAACGGUCCUCGACAAAGUUGUCGAGUACUUUCACUACUGGUACCGCUACAAGGACAGCGAAGACGUGCCCGACAUGGACAUUCCCGUCGAGCUGUGUCUCGAGUUGCUGGCCGCAGCCGAUUACCUGGGCUUGGAUCAGUAA